AUGCUGGACAGGACCCUGAAUUACUGCAGACUCUCAACCUCGCCACCUUCUUAUCACUUCCAUCACAUCCUCUCUUUCCAUCAACACCGACCAAGCUCUCCUCCACUUGCUGGGACAUCUAUACAUAGACUGUGGCACAUUCCUCGCAUUGGACACUGGUUACCAUACGAAACACAUCUCAAAGCGGAAUCUCCUUGGACCCCGCCACGUUUCUACACAAUGCAGACGACAUCCCAACUCUGUCUAGCCUGCUCCUCGACCAUCCCACCGAACGCGAAACCGGCGUCGAUAUUUGUUCAUGGGUGCUGUUCUCGACCCGUAUGCGAAAACUGCGUGGUUUCGAAUCCGAGGUUGAUCACGUUCUGCCCGAUAUGCGAGGAUGCGCACGCUGCGUUUAGAAAGGGUCCGAGGGGAGAUGUGACGCGCAAGGGGGAGGUGGUGUUCGAUUUCGAUUCUGCAACCGGACGUGAAGAACAGGAGGAGCAGGAGGGUGUGGAACCCCCACCGUAUAGCGAAGGAACGGAAGAGGUUGGAGCUGGGAAAUUUGUGAUCGACGCCGGGGAUGAGGAGGGGGAGGUGGUGAAAGAGAAACGACCGGCAUUGUUGACGCGGCAAGCGUCCAAGAGUGUUGCUGAGGCAGAAGUCGAUGUCGCACCGCAAUCAGCUGCCCUCGCUACCAACGAUAUCAGCUCCGACUCCAAUCUCACCGGUAUCCGACGCAAGGUCGACCCGCACAACACGGUAUCCUCCUCCUCGUUCUCCUCGUCCACUCCCUCCUCCGGUUCGACCCGCCAAUACUACCUCCGCAAGACAGAUACCCUGCAAUCGAUCGCAAUUCGCUUCGCCAUCUCGCCCAACGAACUCUGCUUGCUCAACUCACUUCCACGUGCCGUCCUCUCCACGUCGCCGCACCUGCUUCACACACGAUCGUUCAUCCUUCUCCCCUCGCAAGCGGUAGAAAAGCAGCUCACUUCGAACCCGGAUCUGCUUUCGUCCCUGGAAGGUCCACCCCGACGAUCCGCCAGAGAAAAGACGACGGCGGCGAGGAGGACUGCAGAGGCGAAAUUCAGAGCUAGUCUGGCGAAGAGUACAGGGGAGACGCCGGCGGACGAAAGAGCUGCGAGGGCGUACAUCGGGCUGGCGGAGGAUGAGAUGAGGUGGGUGGAUUUCGGCGAAGGUGUCGAUGGCGAUGGUGUGCCUAGAGGGUACGAGAGGGAGGGAAAAGGAGGAGAUGGGGAGAUGUGGGAAGCGCAGAUGGACACAGCCAGGAGAUUGAGGUUCGAAGCCAUCCUCAAGCACGCUUUGGGAAAGUGGGAGAUGGACAGCGAUUGGGAGCGUGCUCAGCGAGCGAAAGGAUUGGAUCCCACAGACGUUUCCAAACCUUUGCCUCCUUCGAAUGCUCCAACGCUAACACAGACCGGACACAAAGGAACGGUGGGAAAAUGGUUCUCACGUGCGCUGACAACCCAUGCAGGUGAGCCUUCUCCCACUCCACCGCGAUCCACACCACGCCACACCAUCUCACUCUCGAGUCCCGUCAAAUUGCCCACUCUGCUAUCACAGACUCUGCCCGCACAUAGAUCUCCCAUCAACGUGGUGCGGUACAACUCGACCGGUCGAUACCUGCUCACUGGUUCCUCGGAUCGAAGCGUGAAGCUCUGGAACGCGCAAUCUUCGCAAAACGACACGAGCCCAAUCCAGACGUAUACCGAGCACAACCACGCCGUUCUCGCGAUCGAUGUUUCGGGCGACAACUCGAGGUUUGUUUCGGCAGGAGAGGAUAGGUCGAUCUUCGUAUGGGAUGUUGCCUCUGGUUCGGUGGUAAGAAGGUUCAGUGGACACGUCGGGAAGGUGAACGACGUUCGGUUUGCUGGGAAGGACGCGGAGGGAAGUGUCGUCGUAGCAGGAGGACUGGACGGUGUGGUUCGGGUGUACGACCUACGCGCAGCCAACGAGUGGAGACCGAUCAUGCAACUCACCGAAGCCAAAGACCCCAUCACCACCCUCCACGUCUCGCACGACAAGAUCUACUCCGGUAGCACAGACGGCGUCGUUCGAUGCUACGAUCUACGAGCGGGUCAGUUAAGAUCAGAUACGCUGUCGACGGCGAUCACAAGUGUAGUCGCAUCGAAGUUGGACUCAUCAAUUCUGGUAGCGACGAUGGAUUCGACCGUCAGACUGAUCGACAGCAGGGACGGGACGAUGUUGCAGGAGUACAAGGGACACAAGCACGAGGAGUAUCGAUGUAGGGCGGUCUUCUCCGGUGGGGAGGAGGACGGGGUUGUGGUUGGGGAUGAAGGUGGCGAGCUGGUCGGUUGGGACUUGGUCAGCGGCGAGAGGGUGAGCGUUGGGCAGAAGGGUGGAGAGGGAGGGAAGGCGGUGCUUUGGGUGGAGUUCAACCCGGCCACGGGGGGUGAGAUGGUCAGUGCUGGCGCGGAUGGUAUCGUUCGGAUUUGGAACACAGCUUCGGCUUAA
Pseudozyma hubeiensis SY62 is the source of this 2475-nucleotide messenger RNA. RefSeq lists its product as hypothetical. The record is from RefSeq and is a predicted model, not a curated record. NCBI's taxonomy places the organism in Eukaryota, Fungi, Basidiomycota, Ustilaginomycetes, Ustilaginales, Ustilaginaceae. The coding region runs from base 1 to 2475 and encodes 824 amino acids. The transcript has a single exon. Gene Ontology annotation, molecular function: protein binding. Gene Ontology annotation, cellular component: catalytic step 2 spliceosome. Gene Ontology annotation, biological process: mRNA splicing, via spliceosome.